GGAGGAAUGGCGGCCCCUCGGAGUUUCUUCAUCUCUCUCUCCGGUUUAUUCCUGGUUUUUUAUCUGUCUUGUGGAUCUACGACCUCGGCCAGCAAGAGAGCAAACCAGGAGCGAUGCGGUUAUAAGGUGCAGUCUGGUGCAGAUGGAGGUCGCAGGUUGGCCGUCACCUUCAGAGCUGACAAUUGUUCGUUAAACUACCCGUUGGGGAAACAUGUGAUCCACGAGGUCGCCAACGUCUCCUUCAGCCACCUAGCCUGCGAGGAUCAGGCCGCCGUGGUCGUCCACUGGUCUGCAAGUCCACUAGGAAUCGAACACAUUAAAGGUUUCAGAGUUUAUCUGGAGGACAAGAACCCAGAGGGGAAACAGUGUCAACAUCUCAUCCUCAAAGACCCUCGACAGCUCAACUUCUCCUACAGGAACACGAAGCUGAGCAGUCAGCCUUUCAGCGGUUUGACCUUUGACACCGACUACAUGGUUCGUGUCGUUCCUUUCCCGACUCUGAUGAACGAGAGCUUCUUCCCUCCGUCCUUCCUGCGGACCAACUCGUGUGAAGUCCUCCUGGGAUCAGACAACCUGGUCUGCAAACCAUUCUGGAAGCCAAAGACCCUGAACGUGUCUCAGUUGGGAUCGAACCUCCACGUGACCUUCGACCAGGCGCCGGCCUCCUUUGGCUUCCACUUCUACUACCUGUACUACAAACUGCGGCAGGACGGACCCUUCAGACAGCAGCGCUGCAAACCGGACGCGAACCAGCCCAGAACUACGUGCAUCCUCCAGGACGUCACUCCAGGGACCUACACCAUAGAGCUGAGAGACGACAGUAACACGACGAGGAGGCAGAGUCAGUACCACGUCAGCCAGGUUCACUCCCCCUGGGCGGGGCCUAUCCGUGCCAUGGCCAUCACGGUGCCUCUGGUCAUCAUGUCUGCCUUCGCCACUCUCUUCACCGUCAUGUGUCGCAAGAAACAACAAGAAAACAUCUACAGCCAGCUGGACGAGGAGAGCAGUGAGUCGUCCAAUCACAGUGCAGCAUUGAACACGGAGCGUCCGUGGCCCCGCCCCAAAGUCUUCAUCUGUUACUCCAACAGAGACUGUCCCAAACACACCAGCGUCAUCCAGAGCUUCGCCUACUUCCUGCAGGACUUCUGCAGCUGCGAGGUUGUGUUGGACCUGUGGGAACACCUGGAGAUGUGCAAAGAGGGUCAGAUGUCAUGGCUCAGCAGACAGCUGGACGAAGCCAACUUCAUCAUCACCGUCUGUUCUAAAGGCCUACGCUACUACGUGGAGAAGAAGAGUCGCCGAGGGAAGACGCCAGUCAGCCGCCGCAAUAACAGCAGCAGCAGCGGCGGCGGCGGCGGCUCUCCGAUUGGUGGAUCAGGCGGUGACCUCUUCAUUGUGGGCGUGGCCAUGAUCGCUGAGAAGCUGCGUCUGGCGAAGCAAAGUGAGGGGGGCGGAGCUCAGGAGCUGAACCGAUACAUGACGGUUUAUUUCGACUAUUCCACAGAAAACGACAUCCCCACCAUGUUGAGUCUGGCUCCCAGGUUCAAGUUGAUGGAUCAGCUGCCUCAGCUCUUCAGUCGGCUUCACUCCACUCAGUCCAGUUUGGCAGACCGAGAGUCGCAGCCUCUCAACGUCUCCAGGAGGAACUACUUCAGGAGCAGAUCCGGACGCUCGCUCUACGUUUCCAUCUGCAACAUGCACCAGCACAUCAGCCAGAACCCCGACUGGUUCGAGAAGCAGCUGGCUCCUUCAGGAGGUUCCUCCACCUCCUCCUCGAAACACUCUCCUCUCCCUACUGUCCCGGGUCCACCUCCUCCUCCAAAGCCCGGCUGCGCGUCCUCCUCGUCUCAGCCCGAGCAGAGGUUUGACUCCGGCUUGGUGCUGAAUGAGGUGGUGGUGAAUACGCCGUCCCUGGAGGGCGGGGAGGCAGCGCCGAGGAGGAACAUGCUCCUGCUGGCUCCUGGAUCCAGCCCCAGUCUUAACCAAGGCCUCAGCCACAGUCCUAGUCCAAGUCCAGGUCCCUGUCCCAGUCCUGGUCUAUGUCCUAGUCCUGGUCUUUGUCCCAGUCCAGGUCUGCCACACUGCUCUCUGUCCAUGCUGGGAUCCACUUCAAGGUCCACUUCUGGAAUAUCUGGACUGUUACCUGAAGAGUCUUCCUCCUCCUCCUCCUCUGCUCCCUCCAUCCUCCAGGAUGGGGUGUGUCCUCUCCACAUCCAGGCAGAAGAAGGCCGUCAGUCCCCUCCAGAGGUCCCGCCCCCUCGUGAUUCGGGCAUCUAUGAUUCGUCUGUCCCUUCCUCGGAGCUCUCCAUUCCCCUCAUGGAGGGACUGUCACAUGACCAGGCUGACUCCUCCUCGCUGGCAGAGAGCGAGUCAUCGUCCUCCGGGCUGGGCGACGAGGAGCCGCCUGCUGUCACGUCGCUCCGCUGCAGCGCUGCCACAGUUUGUAAAGCUGAGCUGCACCACCAUCACCACCUGGAGCACGGCGACAGACUCACACCUGUGGCCCCCGUGGCAUUGUAGGGGACACCCUCUGUUGACUCAAAGACAACCAGCCCAGUGAUGUCAUCACAGGGCCAAAAUGUCUUGGUCAUGGACGUGAAUCCUCCCUUAAAGUGCUGUCAUCCCAUUGCCAUGGAAAUGAAACUGGAAUUAACUUAAAGGCACUGCAGUGGUUCAACUAUGGAAAGUGCUCUAGAGCACCGGUCCUGAGUAACUAUGGUAACCACUGAAUUAGCGAACACUAGUAAGUGUGGGUGCCACUGAGUUCUGGAACACUAGUUGCUGGUGACUAUGGAAACCACUGAGUUCUAGAACACUUCUCCCUGGUGGUCAUGGUAACUACUGUGUCUAAUACACCAGCCCUCGGUAACGGCGGUAACCACUGAGUUCUAGAAACAUACUUUCUCGUAUGUAUGUUAACCGUUGCAUUUCUAAAUAUAGUUCUUGGUAAAUGUGUCCUAGAACUCAAGUCCUUGAUAACUACAGUUACGGCUGAGUUCUUGAAGACUACUCCCUGGUAGUCGUGGUAACAGUCAUGUCUAGUUAAUCCUCGGUAACUACAGUAAACACUGAGUUCUAAAGGAUUGAUAAACAUAAUAACUAUGGUAACUGAGUUCUAGAAUACUAGGCCUUGGUAACAAUGGUUACCACUGCAUCUAGAACACUACUUUCUAGUAACUAUGGUAACCACUGCAUCUAGAACACUACUCUCUAGUAACUAUGGUAAUCAUUGAGUUCUAGAACACUUCUUUCUAAUAGCUAUGGUGACCACUGAAUUCUAUAACGCUACUUUCUGGUGACUAUGGUAACCACUGAGCUCUAGAACACUUCUUUCUAGUAGCUAUGGUGACCGCUGCAUGUAGAACACUCAUCCCCUAGUAACUAAGGUACUUUGUUCGCCUCGCUGGUUGCCCUUUCUGGAUGAGUUUUGAAGGACUGGAUCUCCAGAAGCUGGCAGGAUGGACCAGUCCAAACCAACGACUGCCUCAGCACUGCGUCUUGAUUGAUUUUUGAUUGACAGCUGACUCAUGUACGAGCUGAUGUUCAGGCACUUUUUGAUGCAGAAAAGCAGGACGACACGUACAGAUCAACGAC
Plectropomus leopardus (leopard coralgrouper) is the source of this 3594-nucleotide messenger RNA. RefSeq names its product interleukin 17 receptor D (gene il17rd). Lineage: Eukaryota; Metazoa; Chordata; Actinopteri; Perciformes; Serranidae. The record is from RefSeq and is a predicted model, not a curated record. Gene Ontology annotation, molecular function: interleukin-17 receptor activity.